Galeopterus variegatus (Sunda flying lemur) is the source of this 1828-nucleotide messenger RNA. RefSeq names its product Rho GTPase activating protein 28 (gene ARHGAP28). The annotation marks the transcript as partial. The record is from RefSeq and is a predicted model, not a curated record. The transcript is spliced from 14 exons. Gene Ontology annotation, biological process: signal transduction; negative regulation of stress fiber assembly; regulation of small GTPase mediated signal transduction. Gene Ontology annotation, molecular function: GTPase activator activity. Lineage: Eukaryota; Metazoa; Chordata; Mammalia; Dermoptera; Cynocephalidae. Gene Ontology annotation, cellular component: cytoplasm.
CUGCCGAAGAAUUAACAGGAUGCUAUCCAAUGAAUCCCUACGUUCUCCUGCAUUCACCCGCUCCAACUCACAAGCCUCCAUAGACAGCGCCUCCAUGGAGGAUUUCUGGCGGGAGAUAGAAAGUAUUAAAGAGAACAGCAUGGCAGGGCAGGAAGGGCAGCCGCCAGCCGAGGCCAAGCCUGUGGAUGAAGGUGAGCUUGAGGCAGAGUGGUUGCAAGAUGUGGGGUUAUCGACUCUGAUCUCCGGUGAUGAGGAGGAGGACGGCAAAGCCUUGCUCUCUACGUUGACUCGCACCCAAGCAGCUGCAGUGAAAAAGAGAUAUAACACCUAUACCCAAACCAUGAGGAAAAAGAAUAAGCAAUCUGUCAGGGAUGUCAGAGACAUCUUUGGAGUCAGUGAAUCUCCUCCAGGUAAUACUUGUGACAACCAUACUACACAGUUGGAUGGCACCCAGGAAGAAAAAGAGCUACCAGAAAUGAUCAAAGCAAGUGUUCCUAUGCCAGAUGAUGCUUCUCUCAACAGUACUACCCUGCCCGGUGGGUCCCAGGAUGAAGAAGGAAGUCUUGUGGUCUCCAAGAGUGGCUCCGUGGCUAUACUUGAGACUAUUCCCGAUAUACCAGUUCAUGCCAAUGGAUCACCGGAUUGUGGACAGUCAGUUGAGAAUGCAGUGAGUGAUGAUGAUUAUCUGGAAAAGAACAUUUCACCAGAGGCUGAAGAGCUUUCGUUUGAGGUAUCUUAUUCAGAAAUGGUUACAGAGGCUCCAAAAAGAAAUAAACUUAAGAAGUCAGAGAUAAAGAAAGAAGAAUAUGCUUUAACUAAAUUUAUUGUUCAGAAAACUAGAUUUGGCUUAACUGAAGCAGGAGACCUCUCUGCUGAAGACAUGAAGAAAAUCCGCCAUCUGUCUCUGAUUGAAUUGACAGCCUUUUUUGAUGCCUUUGGAAUACAACUGAAAAGAAACAAAACGGAGAAAGUAAAAGGACGAGACAAUGGAAUUUUUGGAGUUCCCCUUACAGUCCUCCUGGACAAUGACCGAAAGAAAGACCCUGGAGUGAAAGUUCCCCUUGUAUUACAAAAGUUUUUUGCGAAAGUUGAGGAGUCAGGUCUGGAAUCUGAAGGAAUUUUUCGCCUUUCGGGAUGUACUGCCAAAGUCAAGCAAUACCGUGAAGAAUUGGAUGCCAAGUUUAAUGCUGAUAAAUUUAAAUGGGACAAAAUGUGCCAUAGAGAAGCUGCAGUAAUGUUGAAAGCAUUUUUCAGAGAACUACCCACCUCUCUCUUCCCUGUGGAAUAUAUACCUGCCUUCAUCUCACUACUGGAAAGUAGGUGGAAGAAGUUAAAUGUGAAUGGACUAAGAUACAAGGUCAAUAAAGUCACAGUGCAGAAGAGAGAUACAUAAUCAAAUGCCCUCAUGACAUUCUUCAACAAAGUGAUUGCCAACGAAUCAAAAAACCGAAUGAGUAUAUGGAAUAUUUCUACCAUAAUGGCACCGAACCUUUUCUUCAGUAGAAGCAAGCACUCCGAACAUGAAGAGUUACUGUUGGCCAACACCGCAGCGCACAUCAUCCGCCUCACGCUCAAGUACCAGACGAUUCUGUGGAAGGUUCCGUCGUUCCUAAUCACUCAGGUAAGAAGAAUGAACGAAGCCACCGUGUUGUUGAAGAAGCAGCUGCCCAGCGUGAAACGCCUGCUGCGGAGGAAGACCCUGGAUCGAGAGGUGACAAGCCCCAAGACUUCAAAGGUACUACAAAAAUCACCCUCUUCAAGAAGAAUGCUUCAAGCCUUGCACCUUAUGGUCAUGGCGCUGCCUGAUGCCAACAGGGAUACAGCCCAG